AGCAACACCGCUGUUCUCAGUUUCCUAUCAGGCACCGUGUCAUCGCAGACUGUCCAUCUGAAACAGGUAUAUAAUUUCUUCCACAUCUCUAAACAUCGAAUAAUGGCGAACCUGGGACUUAUGUGUGUGGUGGCGCUGGCGCUGACAGUGGUCGUCCUGCUGGUGAAGAACAGCAAUCUGCAAGGAGAGCUCUCGCAAAACUCUAUUCAGCAUGAUAUCACUAAGAAGGAUCUGCAGAAUGAACUGAACAAGGAGGUCGAGCGCUACCAGACUCUCAGAAGUGAACUCACUAACAGUUAUAAGAAACUCUCCGAAACAGAAGCUAAGCUGAAGGAAUCUGACGCUGAAGUCAGUAAAACUUUCGCAACGUUAACGGACACAAACAGUUUGGUCAUGUCCCUAAAGAACGAAGUUCAGGAGAAGACUAAUGACGCGGCACAGCUGAAGGACGAAAACGAGGCCUUACGCCUCAGAAUCGACGAGAUGAAGAAUGAGGUCCUGAAAGUAGAGGAGGAGCUGCAGAAACUCGGCGAAGAGAUCUUGCAGCUAAAGACCUCGCAGACAGAAAAUCUACAGAAGCUACAAGAAGCUGAGACUAGAAAUAGUGAACUGCAGAAGGAGAGCGAUACACUCUCUGAAACUCUAAAAAAGAACGAAGAACUGAGUGCUGAAAAUAUUCACCUGAAGCACAUCAUAGAAACUAUGUAUAAACUUCAAGCAAAGGAAGUCGAUGAACCAAAGGACAAGCAGGAAGAUCAAGAGGAAAAGACUCAAGAGAAGCAGGGAGAUAGAAAAGAAAAAAAGCAAGAGGAUGAAAAGGAAGAAAAGCAAGGAGACCAGAAAGAGAAAGCAGAAGUUCCCCAAGUGGAAAAUGCUUCUCCCGCCGACGCCGCGGCGGAAGGUGACGGGCAAAUGACGGACGUAAUCUACGACAUGUUAGGCAAUGACGAAAAUCAAGCCAAAGAAGAAGACGAAGAGGAUGGUGAGACCAACGGCGAUAAUGAAAGUCCUGUUGGCGAGGAAGAGGAAGGGGCGGACACAGGCAACCAAGAGGAAAGACUUGAAAUAGCUGAUCCUGCGGAGGGCAGCCACACAGCUGCGGCGGACACAAUGGAGCCAAAGCUAACUGAGUCAAAUUCUUUCGCAUCGCCGGCAGCGGAUAUGGACUCUAGCACCCCGCUGUAGUACAACUGAAGAACCCAUGUUUUAUGUGAUUACAAAAAAGAAAAAAGAAAAAAAAGAAAGAAACUGCUGAUCAAAGGCUUUGGAAGUGCGAGUGUUUAGAAUAUAUCAAUGAAGUAUUCAGACCAUAUACGAAAGGCAUCGAUUUAAACUGUGAAACACUGUCCAGAAAGAAAAAUGCUAAUCAAUACAUUCCACAUUUUAGCUCCAUAUAUCCCAGAUAUCAAGAGGCAUGGUACCUACUACGCCAAAUUUGAUCAUGUUUUGAUACUUUUAUAUAUAGUUACAAAGACUAUUGAGCAUAAGGUCGUUUAACAAACGUUAAUAGAUUAUAAGCUUAUUUAUUGUAGAGUGUUAAUUUUGUGCUAUUCUGUUUCUCACAAAUUUGUUAAGUUUGAAUAAAUUGUGGUUUCGAA
Penaeus monodon (black tiger shrimp) is the source of this 1598-nucleotide messenger RNA. Its product is annotated as cilia- and flagella-associated protein 251-like. The transcript is spliced from 5 exons. The record is from RefSeq and is a predicted model, not a curated record. The coding region runs from base 103 to 1185 and encodes 360 amino acids. NCBI's taxonomy places the organism in Eukaryota, Metazoa, Arthropoda, Malacostraca, Decapoda, Penaeidae.